Maylandia zebra (zebra mbuna) is the source of this 1437-nucleotide messenger RNA. RefSeq names its product serotonin N-acetyltransferase. Gene Ontology annotation, cellular component: cytoplasm. The record is from RefSeq and is a predicted model, not a curated record. Gene Ontology annotation, biological process: circadian rhythm; response to light stimulus. Lineage: Eukaryota; Metazoa; Chordata; Actinopteri; Cichliformes; Cichlidae. Gene Ontology annotation, molecular function: aralkylamine N-acetyltransferase activity.
UGUGCAGCAGGUGAGACGCAAACAGAGAGACGCAGAGCUGCUUCAGCAGUCACUCCGCAAACUUAACGGACUUACACGUCAACACCUUCCGGGCCCGACAGAGGUGAUCCUGCGAAGCAGGAAGGAGAGCAGGAGAGCGCAGAAACACUUUUUUCCGGGAGGAGAGCGCAGUGUCGUAUAAUGUCAGUUGUGGGCGCGCAGCCUUUCAUCAAGCCAAUGCAGUCCCCACCUUCAGUUUCGCCCGGUAUCCAAAGGAGACACACGCUUCCCGCGAGUGAAGUCCGACCGCUCAACACGCAGGAUGCCAUAAGCGUCUUUGAAAUCGAGCGAGAGGCAUUUAUCUCAGUGUCAGGUGAGUGCCCCCUCCAUCUGGAUGAAGUACGUCACUUCCUCACACUGUGUCCAGAGCUAUCCAUGGGCUGGUUUGAGGAGGGUCGGUUGGUGGCUUUUAUCAUCGGCUCUCUGUGGGACCAGGACAGGCUCACCACAGAAGCGCUGACGCUCCACAAGCCCUGCGGCUCCACCGUGCACAUCCACGUCUUGGCUGUCCAUCGCACUUUCAGGCAGCAGGGCAAAGGUCCCAUCCUCAUGUGGCGCUACCUGCAGUAUCUCCGCUGCCUGCCCAACGUGCGCCGAGCGGUGCUGAUGUGCGAAGACUUCCUCAUCCCCUUCUACCGCAAGUCGGGCUUCAAGGUGCUGGGGCGAUGCGCCAUCACCGUGGCCAACCUGACCUUCACCGAGAUGUGGUACCCAAUCAGCGGCCACGCGUACAUGCGCCGCAACAGCGAAGCGAUCCGCUUCCCUCAGCACCCUCUGACUGUGCCCCUGACAAAGACUGACGAACGCGUUGAUGUAUGAAGUGCUUACUGAGGGCCGAGCAGGCUGUCUUUAAUCUAAGAGGAAGGAAUUCAGUGUUGUUCUCUGUAGCAUCUUUCAGGGUUUGUCUCAAGUUUCCAGCCGUUUCUCUGAUUUGUUGGACUUUUGAUCCCAUGUGAAAUGAUUUUAAUAUGUAUAAUAAAACAAAGGAUGUACUAUAUACUGUACUGUGACGUGUUAUAAAUAUGCGAGAAGAGUCAAGUAGUGAGUAACUGGAGUUAAAUGUCGCAUUUGUGGUAGACUUUGCGCUUGGGUGUAAAGCUGUCUUCUGCUAAGCACCUUCCUGGGCUUCCUACAACUGUGGUCUGACGUCAGUAAACCGGGCUUUAGCAGCUCAGUCACAGCUCCACCAUCCUCCAGCUCCUCCUCAGCUCCAUUAGGGGGCUUUAGCUAUUGUAAUCACCGAGUGGGGAUUAGUUAACCUGUAGGACCAAUGACCUUUACCUAGAGAAGCACAAACAGAGCAGGUUGGCGUUAGUUGUGACGACAGUUUGACAAACCAUGUAAUUUUUUUUAAGUUCUUUUCUGUGACAGUGUUUCAAUAAAAUGUUUUAUACUGUU